Molecule: messenger RNA, 4159 nt
Organism: Morone saxatilis (striped sea-bass)
Lineage: Eukaryota; Metazoa; Chordata; Actinopteri; Moronidae
Product: protein FAM160A1-like
Source: RefSeq, a predicted model, not a curated record
GCCAGACGCUGCCCAGGGAGAGAGCCUGAUGCCCCCGGGUCCUUACAUCAGCCACCGUCCCACACACUGAGCUGGAACAUGCUAUAGCCACCUGACUGCCAAUCAAAAUGAUGGCCUCGGUGGUUGUCGGGGGCAACCGGAAGAAGUCGCUCACACUGAGAGGCGUGGACCCCGAGACCUGCAUGAUCGUGUUUAAGAACCACUGGGCUCAGGUGGUGAAGAUCCUGGAGAAACAUGAGCCGGGUCGUGGCGGCACCGGCGCACUGAGCUUCCUCUCCGGUCAUGGUAGUAGCAGCAGCUCCGGAGCGUUACGCCUCGGUCCCAUCCCGGCUGACGAAGCCAGCGCCGUCCAGAACUACGUGGAACACAUGCUCUUCCUGCUGAUGGAGGAAGAGGCGGGGCAAGGAGGAGCGAUGGGUCCUAUCCUGGAGUUUGUGGUUCUGGAGGGCGUGAUGGAGAGGCUGUUUCUGUGGAGCCUCAGGAGACAGUUUACUGAGGACAUGAAGCUCGAGCAGCUCAGGAUGUACCAGAUGCUUCUAUCUCAGGCCAGACAGCCUCUACUGCACCACAAACCGGUUCUACGACCGCUCAUGAUGCUGCUGGCCUCCUGCGCCGGAGCUGGAACUGACAGCGGUAGUGUGGUGGAGGCGGAGCUGGUCCUCCUGUUGAACCAGCUUUGUGUGGCUCUGGUCAAAGAUCCCUCCGUGCUGGAGCUGUUCUUCCACACCAGCGAGGACCAGGGAGCCGCCAACUUCCUGCUCUUCUCCCUGCUCAUACCGUACACACACAGACAGGGUUCGGUUGGCCAGCAGGCCAGAGACGCUCUGCUGCUCAUCAUGUCUCUGUCGGGCUCCGAUCCUCGAGUCGCCCAGCACAUCGCCGAGAACACAUACUUCUGUCCUGUGCUGGCCACAGGUCUGUCUGGUCUGUACUCGUCUCUUCCAGCCAGGCUGCAGGUUUACAGUGAAGACUGGCACUGUCUGGACCAGGCUGACUGGCAGCAGGUAACCAUGCCAACCACACAGCCAGUUCCUGCUCUCGUCCACUUCCUGCACUCACUGGACUUCUGUAGCGCUGUUACCAAGGUUGGUUACUGUCGUGGUUCAGACUUUCUGAUGGAUGUAAAUUAUCUCCACUACCUCUGGGACGCCCGCCAGGCCAUCUCCACUUCCCACAGGGCAUGUCAGCUCUGGUCAGCUCCGUAUGACGGGAUCAACCCUUUGCCUCAAGAAUACCGAUCUGACACACCAGGGGAUGACAUAGAAGAUGAGGAAGAGAUCGUACAGCGAGCCAAGAGUGACUCCAUCUGCUCUUUGGUCGUCACUCCUCCCCCUUUGACCCUCUCUCCGACCCUGUCCUACUCAGAUACCGUCUCCACAGGCAACCAGGCAGGAAGAGCCAAUUCUGCCCUGGAGCUGGAGUGGGAUGACAUUUUUGCAGAUGACGAUCUAUCUUUAUCAGGGGUACUAAGCACAACAUUCGCAAAUGGCAGCAUGACCAUGGAUGUGGACCGAUGCACUUCUACACCUGCACCCCCUCUACCUCCUCGACACAUCCAGGAGAUGCGACGCACCGCGACCAAGCUGGUGCAUGGCUCGUAUGUAGAGGAAUCCGAGUUUCAGGACGAUGUUCUGGUCUACAAUCUUGUCGCCCAGACUGAUACAAAGGCGGCUAUUUUGGAGCGAAUCAUGGCAGCAAAUAGACGGGCCCGUGGAAGCAUCUCAAAUGGCCAGCGAGUGUCAACAACAGCAACGACAACAACAAUAGCAACAAUGUUAACGACAACAGGUAGGACGGUAAUGGAAACAGUGAACAGUAUAAUGUCGACAAGGAGGAGGAGCGAGGAUGCAGGCAAAGAGGAAAGAAGAUGGAGCGAUGAUUAUGGGAAGAAGGUGAGGAGGAGGAGUGAGGACUGUGGAAAGGAGAUGUGGAGAAGGAAGGAGGAAGCAGAAGAUGAGAUAAGGAGGAUGUGUGCACAAGGAGAGCCAAAAGGACGUCAGUUUUUCACCAAUGGUUUUAAUGCAAAGCAUCAUAUCAUCGACGAAUGUGAUGAUACUGAUGAAGACAGCAAGCCAUUUAAGCAAAACUGCAACCAGGGUGACCUCAUAACUACUGUCAAACACAAGCACACACUGCACCAGCAGCAAAUACACCACAACACACAACAUCCCAUGCCACAGUCAGUGACAAACGCUUUACCUAACGGCCAUUCUGAAUCUGAGCCACGUGACCCUUUGGUCUCUGCAACUGCUGCCAAGUCUCCAAAUCUGCCUGGAAAUAAUGUCACCAAUAAGGAUGACUUCCUGUCCCGAUACCACAAGCUCAUGCUCUCUUUGGGUGUGGAGCCAGACUGUGACGACAUCACAGAUGACAUCAGCACAUUUAGGAAGCGCGUCCGAGAGCUGAGGCAAAAACUAGAAGAGGAGGAGGAAGGACUUGACGAAGAAUUUGUUUUUAGUUCCUUGUGGGAUGACAGAGAGGAGGAAGGAGAGGAGGAGGUGAUGGAGGAGGAAGAGGAGGAAGAGGAAGGAGAGGAGAGGAGGAGUGGCAGUAAGAAAGGCGGCAAGAGACAUGGAGUUCCAUUUACAGGUCCAUUCAUCAGCGUCCUGUUGUCCAGGCUGGAGAACCUUCUGGAAAACUCCAUUGCUGUGAACCUGCUGGUGACGGGCAUCCUGGCCCAGCUGGCGUCGUACCCUCAACCUCUGCUGAGGUCCUUCCUGCUCAGCACAGACACACACAACCUGCCCAACGUACGCACACUGUACCAGGUGUUGGUGACGGUGAAUGCUCAGAUCGAGCGCUACGUGGCGGCUAGACCAGAAUAUCCUGCCCUGGUCACUGAGGCCUGGAGGUUCUUGUUGGCGAAAGACCAAGACAGCAAGUUUAGAGAGUGCCUCCAGCCUCAGGGCGGCGACAUCAUCCUGGACCCAUCGCUUCCUAACGGCUCCGUGAGGAACGCCCUGCCUUUGCCUCCUCUUAGCGUCCUGCCGCCCUGCCCUCCUAUUCCCCCCCAAGCCAAGAGCCGAGUGUUCGCCAUCAUCCUUUACGCAGAGUUCCUGAAAGAGCUGGCUGCCAUCGCCCAGGAGCACAGCAUCGCACUGGACUGUUCUUCCGAGGAGUAAUGGGAGUGUCUUGGCCACCAGCAGAAGAGUGAGGGCUUCUAAAAACCCUAAAGCACAAAACAUGCACAUACAUUACACAUUGAGCUGUAAUGCAAGUGAGUAAUUAUUGUGGAUAUUGUAAUAAAAUGUUGUUUUUAUGCGCAGAUUUGUAUGUACACUGUUUAUAUUCCUGGCAGCACUUGAAUAUUUGGAUGUUUUCCCAGUGUGAAUAUGGAUAUUAUGGAUUUAUUAUGGAUUAUUUAUAAGUAGACGAAAAUUAUUUGAAGGAGAUUAUUUUGAUGUUUUCUAUAUAAUAUUUGUGGGAUUGGUGCAAAUUAGUUUUAUAUGAUAUUUUCUGAAAUCUUUGCACAAAUAGGUAUUAAAACCAUUUGAAUUUUUAUUUUAUUUUAAUUCUGUGGCUGCCAUUUUGAAUCAACCUCCUCUUGAUGCAUAAACUAGUACAAGAAUACACGUAAACAGACUUCGCAUCAGAAAGACUUAACUUAAAUAAACUCAACACAAACACCAACCACAACUGGAUUUUAAGCAAGUUAGCUAGCCUAAAGCUUUGUAAAUUAAAUUUGAAAGUCAUCAGCUAACAUGUACAGGUCCAGGGUGUAGCAUUGAGUGGCCUCUAGUGGAGUAGUUGCAGAUUGCAACUCCUUUGCUUCACCCUCACUUUCCAUGCGCCAACAAGAAAAUACAGUGGCCAUCUAUCUAGAGUCAGUGUUUGAUUUGUACUUUCUGGGCUGCUGUAGAAACAUUAUGGUUCAACAACUUCCAUUUCUUAAAUACAUACAUAACCAUUCUGCUUCUCCAAACUCUCUCCAUUCUGGCAAUGGGAGAGUUUGGUUCAACUUAAAAUAAGGAACUACACAUAAGAUUUCUACAAACACAUUUACAUAAAGUAAAUUAUUAAAGAAAUAAUACACUACAGGCAAGAGUUAUUUUAAUUUCUGCAUUUUAAAGCAACCAAACCAAACUGAAUGUGUGUUUUUCAGAGAAGUUCAGUAUCAUUCACGUCCCUCCAGUUGUUAUUGUGCAUCUAUAGAAAUCAG